Molecule: messenger RNA, 392 nt
Organism: Eruca vesicaria subsp. sativa (arugula)
Lineage: Eukaryota; Viridiplantae; Streptophyta; Magnoliopsida; Brassicales; Brassicaceae
Source: the annotation of a GenBank genome assembly
UGUAAGAACCUUCUCCCAAAAGUUCCUUGUGUCUAAAUAAUUUUUUUAAAUUCCAACUUGGAUUUUAAUACAUAAGUAUUUAUGUCUAUAUAUAGUGGUCUUCUGUCUUCAGAAUCAUUUAAUCUUAUAUUUCUUCUGCACAAAUAUCACUUUCUUGCACAAAACUCAGCAGACAAACAGUUUAAAUCUUGAAUCUUGUCGGAACAAAAUGAGUUGCAAUGGUUGCCGUGUGCUCCGGAAAGGCUGCAGCGAGAACUGCAUCCUCCGGCCAUGUAUUCAAUGGAUAGAAACCGCCGAUGCUCAAGGCCACGCCACAGUCUUCGUGGCCAAAUUCUUCGGCCGUGCCGGUCUCAUGUCCUUUAUCUCCGGCGUACCGGAAUCUCAACGUCCCG